This is a messenger RNA of Hippopotamus amphibius kiboko, 1804 nucleotides long. It is a transcript of the gene SLC35D1, whose product is annotated as solute carrier family 35 member D1. Lineage: Eukaryota; Metazoa; Chordata; Mammalia; Artiodactyla; Hippopotamidae. The transcript has 12 exons. Gene Ontology annotation, molecular function: GDP-fucose transmembrane transporter activity; antiporter activity. The record is from RefSeq and is a predicted model, not a curated record. Gene Ontology annotation, cellular component: Golgi apparatus. The coding region runs from base 514 to 1581 and encodes 355 amino acids.
UUUGCUGCGGCAGUUAUCUGGAAAAUACGGCUCUCGGUCCCCGAGCCGCCAGCCUCCCAAGCCCGGGUACGCGACCGCGGAGAGACUCCGCGCACUCGCGCGCAGGCGCUCCUCUUCCGCUUCGUUCCGCGACUGUGCUGAGCUGCCAGGCUCCCUGGUGUCCCCGAGUGGUUCCCCCAAGCGUCUUCUCCCUGUCUGUCCGGGACUCAGGGUCGCCACUGCCCCUUCUCCGGGCCCUCCCCAGCCCCUGCCCAGGCCGAGCCAGGCGCGGCCCCUACCCUCUGACCCCGCGUUGCACAAUGCCCGACCAAAGUCCCAGGGCGUGUGAAGCCCAGCGUCCCUGCCCCUGGGCGGGGACGGGCGGCGGCCGCACGGGGAGCCGAGGCGGAGAGGCGGCCGGCUCAGUGCGUCGGCCGCAGCCUGGCGAGUGCCCCGCGAGCUGCCGCCGCAGACCCCCCGCGCCGCUCGGCCCCGCCGCUCCCCUCGCAGGCCGCCGCCGCCGCCGCCGCAGCCAUGGCGGAAGUUCACAGACGUCAGCAGGCCCGGGUUAAAGGAAAAGCCCCCGCGAAAUCCUCCACACACAGACAUGAGGAGGAGCUGGGGAUGGCGUCGGCCGAAACGCUGACCGUGUUCCUGAAGCUGCUGGCCGCGGGCUUUUACGGCGUGAGCUCCUUCCUGAUCGUGGUGGUCAACAAGAGCGUGCUCACCAACUACAGAUUUCCCUCCUCACUGUGUGUUGGACUUGGCCAGAUGGUGGCCACAGUGGCAGUCCUCUGGGUGGGAAAGGCACUCAGAGUGGUCAAAUUCCCUGACUUUGACAGAAAUGUACCUCGAAAGACGUUUCCACUACCUCUACUAUAUUUUGGGAACCAAAUCACGGGACUGUUCAGCACAAAGAAACUGAACUUGCCAAUGUUUACAGUUCUGAGAAGGUUCUCUAUCCUGUUUACAAUGUUUGCUGAAGGAGUUUUACUCAAGAAGACUUUUUCUUGGGGUAUUAAGAUGACUGUAUUUGCAAUGAUUAUUGGAGCCUUUGUAGCUGCCAGCUCUGACUUGGCAUUUGAUCUGGAAGGAUAUGUUUUUAUUCUGAUAAAUGAUGUCCUGACAGCAGCAAAUGGUGCCUACGUAAAACAAAAAUUAGAUUCAAAAGAGCUGGGAAAAUAUGGUCUGCUCUAUUACAACGCACUGUUCAUGAUUCUCCCCACCCUCGCCAUUGCGUAUUUCACGGGAGACGCGCAAAAGGCAAUGGAUUUCGAAGGCUGGGCUGACACCCUCUUUCUUGUGCAGUUCACCCUCUCCUGUGUGAUGGGAUUUAUCUUGAUGUAUGCCACAGUGCUCUGCACUCAAUAUAAUUCUGCUCUUACAACUACAAUAGUUGGCUGUAUUAAGAAUAUAUUAAUAACUUAUAUUGGAAUGGUCUUUGGUGGAGAUUAUAUUUUCACAUGGACAAACUUCAUUGGCUUAAAUAUCAGCAUUGCUGGGAGCCUGGUGUAUUCCUACAUCACUUUCUCUGAAGAGCAGCUGAGCAAACAGUCAGAGGCCAGUAACAAGCUGGACAUAAAGGGGAAAGGAGCAGUAUGACCAGAGGAUUGCAUCAACGACAUAGGCCCAAGUUUUUGAUCAACUCAGAACACUGGCAGUUCUUAACACAGAUACUGAGGUGUCUUGAUUAUGGAGAAAAUACCAUUCCUUUGCACUUGUACAAUCUGAGGAUUGACUGCUGCCUUUUAAAAUUUUAUGAGAGAAACUUAUAAUUGACUCUUUUAAAUAUGCCAUUUGAAUUAAUUUAUAUCAAACUGGAAAA